Neoarthrinium moseri is the source of this 351-nucleotide messenger RNA. RefSeq lists its product as uncharacterized. The transcript has 2 exons. Gene Ontology annotation, biological process: phosphatidic acid biosynthetic process; triglyceride catabolic process. NCBI's taxonomy places the organism in Eukaryota, Fungi, Ascomycota, Sordariomycetes, Amphisphaeriales, Apiosporaceae. Gene Ontology annotation, cellular component: lipid droplet; endoplasmic reticulum. The coding region runs from base 1 to 351 and encodes 116 amino acids. Gene Ontology annotation, molecular function: acylglycerone-phosphate reductase (NADP+) activity; triacylglycerol lipase activity. The record is from RefSeq and is a predicted model, not a curated record.
AUGUCUCCCAAAUCGAUCCUGGUGACAGGGUGCUCGGUGGGCGGUAUUGGUGCCGCCAUCGCCCUCAAUCUUGCCAGAGGCGGUCACAAUGUCUUUGCUACAGCACGAACUACGUCCAAGAUACCACCAGAGCUAUCAGCUCUACCUAAUGUCAUAGUCGUUCAACUAGAUGUUACUUCCAAGUCGUCAGUUGAGGAGGCAGCGAGAACCGUGGGUCAGAGCGGUGUUGCUGGCCUGGACGUAUUGGUGAACAACGCAGGAGCAGGAUAUGGAAUGCCGAUCCUCGACAUGGACGUAGAGAAAGCCCAGAAACUUUACGAUGUCAACGUCUGGGGGCCUGCCGCAUCGUAA